Molecule: messenger RNA, 357 nt
Organism: Daldinia vernicosa
Lineage: Eukaryota; Fungi; Ascomycota; Sordariomycetes; Xylariales; Hypoxylaceae
Exons: 2
Coding region: 1-357 (118 amino acids)
Cellular component (GO): NatC complex
Molecular function (GO): RNA binding
Source: RefSeq, a predicted model, not a curated record
AUGGAACCGGCAGAAGCCGAAGCAUUCCUCAAGUCGCUACUUAAUAAGAACUUGCGCAUCUACACAACAGACGGACGAAUCUUUAUAGGGAACUUCAAGUGCACAGACACGCAUAGCAACAUAGUCCUAUCGCUCACCUACGAAUACCGCGAGCCUUCGCAGCAAAAACUAGCCGAAGCCAAAGCCGCGAGCUCCGCAUCCGGCGCGGACAAGGUAGCGCUAGACAUGACGUCGCGGUACCUAGGCCUGGUCGUCGUUCCCGGAGAGCACAUUGUCAAGAUGGAGGUUGAGGAGUUUUCAAGCCAGGUACAGAGCCGAUCGAUACUCGAACGGAGGGACAUAUACGGUUCUCGGUGA